CUCGCGAGAGGUGGAAUAAGUGGGCUUUGGCUCUUCAGGGUUCAGCCUGCGGGUGGCAGACUGAAGCUGUGAAUAUGAGUGAUGAUAAACCGUUCCUCUGCACGGCUCCUGGCUGCGGACAGCGAUUCACGAAUGAAGACCACCUGGCGGUGCACAAACACAAGCAUGAGAUGACCCUGAGGUUCGGUCCGGCUCGCAAUGAGAGUGUCAUCAUCGCCGACCAGACGCCGACGCCGACCCGCUUCCUGAAGAACUGCGAGGAGGUCGGGCUGUUCAACGAGCUCACCGGCCCGUUCGAGCAUGACUUCAAGAAGGCCACCGAGGAUGACAUUAAAAAGUUGCCUCUGGACUUGUCUCCGCUUGUGACUCCUGUUGUUCGAAACAAGAUAGAGGAGCACACAGCCAUCGAGUCGCACCGGGACAGCCCCCUCCCCCACCCCGAGUCCACCACCACCGACGACAAGGAGGUUUCUUUGCAGCCGAUCUCCACUAUAGUCCGUCCUGCCUCCCUCCAAGUCCCAAAUGUGCUUCUGGCCAGCUCUGAGGCUGGUGUUGUUAUUCAGCAAGCUCUCCCAUCUCCAACAUCUAGCUCUGUUAUAACCCAGGUCCCGUCCUCUAGUAGAUCCAUAGUGUAA
Messenger RNA from Rhinichthys klamathensis goyatoka, 635 nucleotides. RefSeq names its product cyclic AMP-dependent transcription factor ATF-2-like. The record is from RefSeq and is a predicted model, not a curated record. The transcript is spliced from 6 exons. Gene Ontology annotation, molecular function: DNA-binding transcription factor activity, RNA polymerase II-specific; cAMP response element binding. The coding region runs from base 75 to 635 and encodes 186 amino acids. NCBI's taxonomy places the organism in Eukaryota, Metazoa, Chordata, Actinopteri, Cypriniformes, Leuciscidae. Gene Ontology annotation, biological process: regulation of transcription by RNA polymerase II.